Molecule: messenger RNA, 1888 nt
Organism: Ochotona curzoniae (black-lipped pika)
Lineage: Eukaryota; Metazoa; Chordata; Mammalia; Lagomorpha; Ochotonidae
Gene: RMP64
Product: nucleolus and neural progenitor protein
Exons: 9
Coding region: 23-1726 (567 amino acids)
Biological process (GO): positive regulation of Notch signaling pathway
Cellular component (GO): nucleus
Source: RefSeq, a predicted model, not a curated record
AGGCCCUCCUCCCACCCUCAAGAUGGCUGCGGUGCUGUCGGGCCAGGAGCCGUGGAACCGCCUGAGGAUCCCCAGGGCGGGGAGCUGCAGCACGGUGACCGUGCCGGCCUCCGGCGCGGACCUCGACCUUUGCGUUGCGGCUGUCAUCAAGGAAUGCCACCUCGUCACUUUGUCUCUGAAGAGCCAGGUCUUGGAUGCUGAAGCGGAUGUGUUGUGUGCAGUCCUUUACAGCCAUCACAACCGAAUGGGCCGCCACAAGCCGCACCUUGCUCUCAAACAGGUGGAACAAUGUUUAAAACGCUUGAAAAAGAUGAACUUGGAGGGUGCUAUUCAAGAUCUAUCAGAGCUGUUUUCUUCCGAUGAGAAUCAGCCUGCCCCUUCCGACAUGCGUGUCCUCCCCAGCCAGCCGCUGCUGGAGCUGGUGCUGCUGAAGGUGCUGGGAGCCUGCAAGCUGUUGCUCCGCCUGCUGGACUGCUGCUGCAAGACCUUCCUCUUGACUGUGAAGCAUCUAGGUUUGCAGGAGUUCAUUAUUUUAAACCUUGUGAUGGUUGGGCUAGUGAGCAGGUUAUGGGUUCUCUAUAAAGGUGUCCUGAAAAGGUUGGUUUCCUUCUAUGAGCCAUUGUUUGGAUUGCUUCAAGUGGUCUCUAGGAUUCAACCAAUGCCUUACAUCAAAGAUUUUACCUUUCCUUCCAAUAUUGCUGAAUUUCUAGGGCAGCCCUAUCUUGACAUUUUUCAGCAAAAGAUACCUACGGCACUUGCAGCUAAAGGAGUAACUAAAUUGCUCAAUAGACUGUUUUUAACAAAAGAACAGUCACCAAGGUCCGGUGAAGAAAACUUACGUAAAAUUUCCGAAAAGGCCAAACAGAUGAAGGUAGACCUGCAGAAUGAUCUGGACCUGGGACAGCCAGUGAAGAGUAACCAGGUCUGCAAAGAAGAGUCCUCAGAUUUUGAUGUGAGAGUUUUCUGCAAACAGCUGAAACACAGAGCUAUCCAGGAGAAGAGCUUUGCGUUUCAGUGUUCUCGGCCCAACCCGAGAACAGCCAGACCUUCUUCCAGAGUGAGAUGGGCUCCUGGUGCCAAAAGGCUGGUGCAAAGAUUCCGAGAAGCUGGGACUUUCACACAGCUCUCAGAAGAAAUCCAAGUGGCUGUUACAUGGUGCAGGAGCAAAAAACUCAAAGCUCAGGCCACCUUUCUGAGUAACAAACUUCUGAAAAGUAACCGGCUUAAACAUGUGGAAGCUCAAGGUUACAGUUUGCCAAAGAAACUAGAAUGCAUGAAAACAUCCAUUUGCAACUGCCUUCUUCGUGGCUCAGGUGCCAGAACUUCAAAACAUCACCUGAGACAAAGAAGAUCGCAGAAUGCAUUUCUACCAAGACAAAGGAAACCACAGAGGAAGGUUCAGUCAGUUCUAUUAAAGGAAAUUCAGCAGUUCUGUCAAGGGACUCAGGAGAUUGCUACAGAUCCUAGAACCAAGAGGAGGCUGGCUGACCAUGCAGUUCGCAGCCCUGAGCUGUCCCGGAACUCCAAGAGUAAGCAACUCUUGAGUAGCGGAGGUGUAAAUCUGGACUUACAGACCACAGAGAAACGGACUCGAGAAAACCGCACAGGAAGCAAUGAACAUGAAACUGAAUCAUGGAGAAUGAUGCAGAUGAGCAAAUAUAAUACAUCAGGAUUCACUAAAGAGAAGGAUGACAUUGAUGAUAUUUUUGCUUUAAUGGGAGUUUAGGUGUUCUUACAUGAGACUUCUAAGCAAUUAAGCUUGGCUUAAGGUUCUGCUGUUUUAAGUGGAACUGCUAAAACCUUGAAGUACUUUGGAUGGGAUUCAGGGAGAAAUUGCAUUAGGGCAGUAUUGCUCAGAGGUUCACUUUAAUAAAAUAUUGUAGCUAUG